UUAUACAUUACUCAAUAAGCAAAAAAAACCUUGCAAUAUGGUGAAAAUAACUAGAACUUUAUUGUUGAUCAUUUUCUCCCUAUUAAUUUCCACACCAAAUUAUGCAAACGCAAGAAAUCUAGGCAUCGAAAAGGUCGCUAGGCUGCACGUGUUCGUGCACGAUUUCCGCGCUGGUGGGCCCAACGCGACAGUCUUCACUGUCGCGAACGCGUCCAUCACAGCCACGUCACCCACAGGGUUUGGGAGCGUGCGUGUGGUGGACGACCUCGUGACGGUGGGGGCGGACAUCAACUCGGCCGCCGUGGGGAGAGUGCAGGGGCUCACCGUGUCGGCCGACUUGAUGGUCAACGCUGUCGCGGUCAACCUGAACUUCGUCUUCGCGUCGGGGAAGUACAACGGGAGCACCGUCAGCGUCGCCGGGAGGAACGAGGUGCUCCUGCCGGCGCGUGAGCUGCCGGUGAUUGGCGGGACCGGCGUUUUCCGGCUGGCGCGUGGGUAUGCGACCACGAGCACGUAUUCUUUCGAUGUGGCGAAGAAUUAUGCGGUGCUUGAGUACAAGAUUUAUGUGGUUUACUCUGAUGUUCGGUUUUAGGGCUUUUGAUGUGGUAUAAUAUGUAUUUGUUUUUUUAUGUGUUUUUGUGGAAGUUAAGAAGGUACUAAUACUAUAUGAUUGGUUUGAUUAGAAUUAGGUACCACAACAAUAUAGCAUCGUUUGUAUAAGUUUGAAUUGGUAAUUUAAUUUAUUGAUGUUUAGUUGGGUGA
Messenger RNA from Salvia hispanica, 762 nucleotides. The record is from RefSeq and is a predicted model, not a curated record. NCBI's taxonomy places the organism in Eukaryota, Viridiplantae, Streptophyta, Magnoliopsida, Lamiales, Lamiaceae.